AUGUACACUAUUCGACCAAAUACCGACUUUGCUGUCCAAAUGGCAGCAUCAUUACAACAAUUACCCUAUCGUUCAGCAUUCUACAUGGCAUCACCAUUUCUCAUCUCGGACUCGAAAACAUCGACGUCAACACCAUUACCGUUACCAGUACAUCUGCCAACAAAGAAUUAUCAUUUGAACAAGCGUAUGAGAAAAAAUGACAAACAUUCUUCGAAAAAACAUCUCAAUAAGCAUCAUAAAGAUUCAUCCACACAACAAUCUUCAAAUUCUACCAAUCGUCCAGUUAAAAAGUCAUCAUUUGAUAUUGAAUCACUGUUGGAAAAGCACAAUACAACCACGUAUAAUGAUUAUCGGUUUAAUACAAGUAUUGGUGGUAAUGAUACGUUCGAUAAUAAUUCAAGUAUUGAUGACCAUAGUGAAACUGUGUCCACUAGCCCAUUUCGUAGUCCAAUAUCAUCGUAUGCAAUUUAUAAUCAAUUAAAAUCACUUCAAGCACCAAGAAUUACACCUUCUGAUAACUCAUGUAAUAGAAAAAUAUUAUCACCAACAUCAUCACAUCAAAAUUGUACAAAACCAAAACGUAUUCGAACAAUAUUUACACCUGAUCAAUUAGAACGUCUUGAAGCUGAAUUUGAAAAACAACAAUAUAUGGUAGGAAAUGAACGAUAUUAUUUAGCGACAUCAUUAAAUUUAUCCGAAGCACAAGUUAAAGUUUGGUUUCAAAAUAGACGAAUUAAAUGGCGACGACAAUCAUUAGAAGAGCAUCAACAUCGUUUAACAUCGUUCUCAAUUGAAUCAACAUCAAAACAUGAUAAUAAUUCAAAAUGUGAUGAAGAUGAUAUUGAAGAGAAUGAUCUUGAUCUUGAUGAAUCCACAGAUGAUGAAAACUAA
Didymodactylos carnosus is the source of this 891-nucleotide messenger RNA. The record is from the annotation of a GenBank genome assembly. NCBI's taxonomy places the organism in Eukaryota, Metazoa, Rotifera, Eurotatoria, Philodinida, Philodinidae.